AUGGCGGAGGAGAUGGCCGGAGUGUUGGAGGAAACCCAGCGGUCAGAGCCGGGGAUCCGCCGCCAGAGGAGGCUGCUAGGAGGCUGCGUCAGGCUGCGCACAGCAGGCAAAAAGCAGUUGUUCAUAACCAAAGAACAGUUUCUCCCAGGGCAGCAGGAGUGGAGCAUCAGUGUGGGCCAGAAAGAACCGGAGCACCCGCACAUUAAAGAGGAAGAGGAGGAACUGUUUAUUGAACAGGAGCGGGUCGACAUCACUGUCGUGACUGUGAAGAGUGAAGGGUUUCAUCAGGGUCAAGUCCAAGAGACCACAGAGAAUCAUGGAGCAGGCAUGUCAUGUCCACACGGGUUUGAAGCAGAACACCAGCAGUUUUUGGGGAUUAAAGAAGAGUCGUCUCCCAGCUGCAGUCCCAGUGUAGACCUGCAGGGGUCCGAAUUCUGUCACAUCAAAGAAGAAAAAGGAGAGGAUGAUAUCGUUGCUGUGGUUGUGAAGAGUGAGGAUGACCAAGAAAAACAUCUCAUUCCUGGUUUCACGGAACUGAAAUGCAGCUUGGGUUUAAAAGAACAUCCAGAAGGAGGUGCUGAAAAUACAACCGUAGAUUCGUCUGAGACUGAAGACAGCGAAAGUGAGUGGAAUGGAGCUAACGAACUUCAGGGUUCGAAAAUGACCAACAGAAAUUCAGCUCCAAGUGACAUAAGCGGUAACGCUCAUGAAGAACUCGGCAGUUGCGAACUUGGAUAUGAAUUGCGUCUCCAAAGUCACGAGGAAAGUGAUUUUGGAGAGAAACCAUUUAGUUGCUCUUUGUGUGGUACAAAGUUUACCCGAAAAAGUAAUCUGAGAAAACAUGUCAAACUUCACACAGGUGAGAAACCAUUUAGUUGCUCCAAUUGUGGUAAAAGGUUUACAGAAAAAAGUGAUCUGAAGUCUCAUGAAAAAGUUCACACAGGAGAGAAACCAUUUAGUUGCGCCAACUGUGGUAAGAGCUUUUCUCACCGCCACAGUCUGAAGUCACAUGAGAAAAUUCACACUGGAGAAAAACCAUUUAGUUGCUCUAUGUGUGGGAAAAGUUUCACGCAACAGAGUAAUCUGAAGACACAUGAAAAAAUUCAUACCGGAGAGAAACCUUUUGGUUGCUCUGUGUGUGGUAAAAGAUUCAACCAAAGUAGUAGUCUCAGGACCCAUGAGCGAUUCCAUACAGGGGAGAAGCCAUUCGGUUGCUCCGAGUGUGGUAAAAGGUUUACACAGAAGAGUGACAUGAAGACACAUCUGAAGAUUCACACGGGUGAGAAACCAUUUAGUUGCUCUGAGUGCGGUAAAAGAUUUAUCCAAAGUGGUGGUUUGAAGUAUCACGAGAAAUUCCAUACAAGAGAGAAGCCAUUCGGUUGCUCCGAGUGUGGUAAAAGAUUCAAACAAAAGAGUGAUUUAAAGGCACAUUUGAAAAUUCACACGGGUGAAAAACCAUUCAGUUGCUCCAAGUGUGGGAAAACAUUCAUUCAAAAAAGUGGAUUAAAGUCACAUGAGAAAAGUCAUAAAAGGGAGAAACCCUGAGUUGCUGACACACAGUUUGAGAUUGAACGUGACAGCGUGGCUGCAGUGAGCUGUCGAUUCAAACGAUUCUCUUCAUACAAAGCACUGAUUUAAAAAGACUUGAUUGAAAUGCUACUUGUGCAACUGAAAAAUGUCAAACUGACGAAACGAGGAGUGAAGAAGAGUCAUUGUUGACAGUCAACUGUCUGAUUCCUUUCCUGACUUGCACUUUGUAUUUAAACUGUUGCGUAAAUAUGUCGAAUUACGUGCAUACAACAUUUGGGAGGAAAAUUGUGAAAGAAAAAUGACAAAGAAUGUUGGAUAAAGCAUUAUUAAAAUACUGUUUGUCCAGGAAUGGGAAAAACUAAGGCCCGGGGGCCGGAUGUGGCCCGUUUAGCUUUUUAACUUUUCCAAAUUAUAUAAUUUAUUUAUAUUAUCAUUAUACUUCUGCCUUUUCCCUGCAAUACGCACAUUUCACCAAUAGAUGGCGUAGAAAGUGAUAAAAGCAUUUUAACCUUUAUGCAUGACUUUUACAUGUCUUAAUUUUCGUAGUUCACGCGAACGCUCCAUGAGAAGCCCGCCCCCGUUCAAGUUUAGGACCAAUUGCGGCCCGCGACCAAUUAUUGAUGUGCAUUUUUCCCAAAUGAUGAGUUUGGAGUUUUAUGGAAUCAGUUUGGAAAAAUACUGUUGAUUAUUUACUAUUUUAUUGUAUAAUAAAAAAUGAUCACCUCUCUGUUUAACGAUGCUGGCAUCUUCCCCCAUACUGAGUUUAACUUAAUAAACCGUUCAAAUUCUACCAGAGAGUUGAGGCAUCCUUUAGAUAGUGGAUACAGACGGCGUUCACCAGCACUGUUGUAUAUGAUGAAUAAUAAACAGACAUAUUUGAUAUAACCA
Molecule: messenger RNA, 2418 nt
Organism: Cynoglossus semilaevis (tongue sole)
Lineage: Eukaryota; Metazoa; Chordata; Actinopteri; Pleuronectiformes; Cynoglossidae
Product: zinc finger protein OZF-like
Exons: 3
Coding region: 1-1545 (514 amino acids)
Biological process (GO): regulation of transcription by RNA polymerase II
Molecular function (GO): RNA polymerase II cis-regulatory region sequence-specific DNA binding; DNA-binding transcription factor activity, RNA polymerase II-specific
Source: RefSeq, a predicted model, not a curated record